UUUGAUUUGAGUCAAAGCUCCAACAAAAGCCAAGUGGAACCCAACCAUUAUUGAUGUGACAAUCAUCCGUACAUUGCUGAGUAAGUAGGGUUAAUUACAGUGACCUCGCUCCUGAUUUUGUGGUCAUCUCAUGUCCUGGUGCAGAUUGCUCCUGGUGGCUCCUGUGGCUGGCAGCUGCUCACUGAGCCAUGAACGCAAUGGAGCCCGCGGACGAGGCGGAGAUUUGGGCCCCCAUCUUGGCCGACCCUCUUGAUUGGCCUGCAUCUUCUGUCACUGUUCCUCUUCCAAGUCAGGUGGAAGAAUAUUUUAGUUAUCUGUAUGGCGUUGACGACGUGGAAAUCAACAAAUUUGCACAAGAGCCUGAAGGGGAGCAGUGGCGCCGGCAAUACUUGGGAGACCUCACAGUGAAGGAAAAUUGGAGGCGUGGCCCACGAGGACCUCGCAAGAGGAGGAUAUUUCCUUCAGGAAGCGGAGGCAUAAAUUUUCACCGUCGGAAAAACAACGAACAUUGGACACAUGAAGAAGUGAAGAAGCUGGUUAAGGGUGUCGAGACAUAUGGUGUUGGGCGAUGGACUGUGAUGAAGAGUCACUACUUCUCAUCGUCAGUCCGAGACCCAACACAUCUCAAGGACAAAUGGAGGAAUCUUUUGAGAGCUUGCGGAGUCACGUGCACCUCCAAAAGGAAGGAAAAGGCACAAAAGACUAAGUUCCUGCCCCUAGAUACAAAAUUGAUCCAACAAGUCCAAGGGUUAGCUAUCGAUUCAGCUUUCACGUCCAAAAUGAAGAAAUACCAUGGGAAAGGAGCAAACCGGCUGGAAAUGACAACCAGAUGAUGGUUGAGUCAAUAAGUAAUUAAGUAUACAUGAGUUAAGUUAGCAACGUCUGAAUGUGUUAUUUCUUUUGAAGUUGGGAAGCAUAUGCAUAUAUUAUGUAAGAAGAGCAAGAGAAGCAUGUGCAACCGGCCUGGCCUUUGUCCCUGCAUAUAUACCGUAGGUAGAAAUUGUGUAUUGAAUAAUUUUGUGUGGACGGUGCUCUAGCAGAUUCCAAACUUCCUGCUUCAUUCUUAGUUUUCCUUCACCUUGUUGUAAAGGUUACACGAUCACCUUGUAAAUGAUUUCUUACUAAGAAAA
Messenger RNA from Aegilops tauschii subsp. strangulata, 1130 nucleotides. RefSeq lists its product as uncharacterized. Lineage: Eukaryota; Viridiplantae; Streptophyta; Magnoliopsida; Poales; Poaceae. The record is from RefSeq and is a predicted model, not a curated record.